AUGGAUGUACUCAGAAUUUAUGAUGACACUGCUACACCAAACAUAUCAAUAGCACUGUAUCGUUAUCUAUGUCAACAGAUAGUAGGAUCAGAAGAUCAUGAUAAACAAAUCAGAUUGAUGAACGCUGCCAGGGACAAUUUACAUAGUAACAAGGAACAAACAAUUAUAACAAGUGGUAGUUUGGGAGAAGGACUUGAUAUGCGAGGCAGUGAUUUAGAUUUAAUGCAUUUAUCAAGGAACUUAAAGGUUUAUGAAAAUGUAAAACCCUUCUUUAUUCCGAAUACAAUAUAUUUUUCAAUGGAUACAGACGAUGUUAAACCUGGUUAUGUUCAGUUGAAACUAAAUUAUUGCGGAUUUCGGAUAGAAAUUUUAAGAGACUGUAUAGAACAAAAUGGUAAACAUUAUUUAUCAUCGACAAUCCAUCGACAAUCAUGAUUAUUAACGAAGAUUCAUGGACCCUGCAUUUCUGACCAGUCGGAAUACCUGGACUUAGCCUGCUGUUUACACUGUAACACAUGGGUAUCUUCAGUAGGACAGUGUAUCAAAAGAUCAAAUAACUCAUGGCCGAAUUAUAAUGUCAAACAAAAUAUUAUAAAACACGGCGUACUUUUAGUACCAAUCGGAGUAAAGGGGUCCCCCAAGGAAGAUCUAGAAUGGCGAAUAUCUUUUUCAGUUGGUGAAAAAUUUCUGAUUUAUACUUGUACACACACUCAAUUAUUGUGCUAUAUAUAUAUAGGAAGAUUUGUGUUUUGGAUAUCUGAAGAAAUGCCACAGUCUGUUUGGAAACCUAAUUACAUUAUUCCUUGUUUUAUGCGAUGUUUUAGGAGGCAAGUGUAUUGUGUUGAGCACUCAAUGUGCUUACAUUACUUCAUUCCGGAGAACAACAUGUUCGAAAACAAAAUUGUGGGCCGUUCUCGUGAAGUACUUUUAGAAAUCCUGAAUAUGUUGCAUAGUUAUAAUUGGCGAUGCAUCUUAUUUUCUGAUCAAAUAUCUAGUUUGGAUUGAUCAAUUUGGAAUUUCCCGAACAACCUGCAUGCACUUUAUGCAAAAGAAGUGGGAAAAAUACUUAAAUCGAAGUUAUUGAGUAUGUCAAAUUUUGCCUUAGAUUUGUUGACAUCGACAAUAGUCAAUAUUAGGAUGAAGCAGACAUUUUUGUGGCAGCAUACUUACCAGUUUUCUAUAAAAGACAUACAUAAAUUCUACAUAUCAAAGUGCUUUCAUUUAUGUAUCCAGCGUGUACCACUCAUUAUUAAUAAUAAAUACCAAUACAAACACUACAAAUUAUGUCUUAGUACUCUCUUAGAU
Messenger RNA from Mytilus trossulus (common blue mussel), 1305 nucleotides. RefSeq lists its product as uncharacterized. The record is from RefSeq and is a predicted model, not a curated record. Lineage: Eukaryota; Metazoa; Mollusca; Bivalvia; Mytilida; Mytilidae.